Messenger RNA from Trichosurus vulpecula (common brushtail), 13174 nucleotides. RefSeq names its product xin actin binding repeat containing 2 (gene XIRP2). Gene Ontology annotation, biological process: actin cytoskeleton organization; actin filament organization. Gene Ontology annotation, molecular function: actin filament binding. Bases 1 to 10707 code for a protein of 3568 amino acids. Lineage: Eukaryota; Metazoa; Chordata; Mammalia; Diprotodontia; Phalangeridae. The transcript is spliced from 10 exons. Gene Ontology annotation, cellular component: stress fiber; focal adhesion. The record is from RefSeq and is a predicted model, not a curated record.
AUGCAGAAGGGCUCCCUGAACCUUCUGAAGCAGAAAUGGGAGUCCAACGAUGGCCAGAAAAGUGAAUGUAAUGUCCCCAUCAGCUGCUGCAGGCGCUUUCAACCCAGACAGGGCAAAUUACUUGAGUCUGGAAAUGCCACAGAUGUGUCAACUGGGCCUCCCAUAGCUCCCAAACUCAUCACAAAUCUGGGGGAGCAAAAGAAGAACAUGGAGUCAGUGAAGAGCACAGACUGCAAAAUAGAUUCUGGACCAGAUGGUGACCAGAUUGAAGUACUAAAAGAGGAGGCAAAGGGGACUCGACGCAGGAUUGAGCACUUCUCAAUUGCCCUAGAGGAGCUGAGGAGUAUAUUUGAGGCUCCAAGGGGUGGAGCUGGCCUGACUGGGUACAGCAAGAAGGAAGUGGAAACCGAGAGAAGUUUGUGUUCCCCAGUAUUGAAGAGUCAGCCCAGUAGCCGUCCCAUCAGUCCUGUGAAAGAUCCAGACAAGAAAGGUGGGAAAACAUCUUUUGAUAAGAUGUCAUCUGAAAGUGGUCACAGCAACAACUUUGAAGCUGCCGAUGGUCCUAACAAGUCUGUGAGUGGGUUUGCAGAAGACAGUACUAACUGUGGGCCACUGGAUUUCCAAGAGGCUGUAUCACUAAAGGAACGUAUGGCGAUGUAUCAAGCAGCUGUUUCCAGGGGUGACUGCAGCAGCAGCAGCAGCUUCUCUGCUAAUAUGAUGGAGGAGUCUGAGACUCGAACAGUGCCUGGUGGCUUAGCCAGGGUGAAGAAACAAUUUGAAAGAGAUGAAAUUGCCUCUUCACAUAAUACUUUUUCUCAGUACCAGCACCAGCAAAGAUCGGAUCAGGAAGUAACAAGCAGAAGUCAUAUCGAUGUUUCAAGUAGUCACCAUGAAGUUGAAGGAUAUGAACAAGUGACCUCUAAAACACCUCAAAUUGAAGUCUCUCAUCUUGAAAAACACACCCAAGAAAUAAACCAGGCCUCUCAUUCCAGUCAGUAUGUUCAAGAAACAGUUAUCGACACACCUGAGGAUGAAGAGAUCCCAAAGGUUUCAACCCAGUUUUUAAAACAGCACUUUGAAAAGACAGCCCAAGAAAAAGUCCUUCAUUCUGACAAAGAUAUGGCAAGUCCAGCCAAACAUAUUAAGAUUGACAGUGAAUAUAAAGAACCUGUGUGGCCAUCUCCAGUUAUCACUUCCGUAACUGCCAGUGCUUCAGCCAGUCAGAGGCAGGAUACAUCGGCCGUGAGGCACACAGAAUACAGAUCCACUUCUUCAUCUUCUGCACAGGUUAACAGCACAAAUUUUGGAAAGACAGAAGAUUUUCCUCCUCCCCCACCUGAAGUUGUGCCAGCAUUAGCAGAUGUGACAGCAUUUUCCCAGUCCCCUGAAUUCCCUAAGCCCCCUGGAAAAUUUCCUAUCCCCAAAGAUUUAUAUUCUAAGCAGAGAAAUCUGUAUGAAUUAAAUCGCUUAUACAAACACAUCCACCCUGAAUUAAGAAAAAACUUAGAAAAAGAUUAUAUCAGUGAUGUUUCUGAGAUAGUAUCUCAUCAGGUAGACACAGGAGACUCUGUUUCCGCAGAUGUGCAGCAAACCCGCUAUGCUUUUGAAAAUACUGGUGGCAGCAAUCAAAAAUGUCUGAACACCGAAAGAGAGUUCCUUGAAUGGGAUGAAAUUUUGAAGGGAGAAGUACAAUCCAUAAGGUGGAUUUUUGAGAACCAGCCUUUGGAUUCCAUCAAAGAUCAAUCUCCCGGUGAAGGCAAUAGCAAAAAAGGCAUUGCUGAUCAAGAAAUCAUUGCUGGGGGAGAUGUGAAAUAUGCUACAUGGAUGUUUGAAACCCAACCAAUAGAUGCAUUAGGGGUUCAUUCUUCUGGAUCCACAGAAAGUGAUCUGAAAGUUCCAGAACUAGCCAGGGGUGAUGUGCGCACAACCACGUGGAUGUUUGAAACACAACCACUAGAUUCAAUGAACAAAAUUUAUCAGGACCAACAAAAAGGGUCAGAAGCAAUUGCCAUUAAAGAUAUAACUGGCGGUGAUGUCAAGACUGUGAAAUACCUGUUUGAAACUCAUAAUCUUGACCAACUUGGGCAGCUCUAUUCAGUGGAUGAAGCUAACUUACUACAGCUCAGAUCUGAGCUCAAAGAGAUUAAAGGUAAUGUGAAGAGAAGCAUAAAACAUUUUGAAACUCAACCACUAUAUGUUAUCAAAAAUAACUUAGGGCAAAUUCUUGAGAUUAAAACUGUUCACAGGGAAGACAUUGAAAAAGGGGAUGUGAGAACAGCACGCUGGAUGUUUGAAACACAACCACUGGACAUGAUUAACAAAGAUGUUACAGAAGUUAAAGUUGUCCGUGGAAUAUCCAUGGAAGAAAACAUCAAAGGUGGAGUAAGUAAGGCAAAGUGGCUAUUUGAAACCCAACCUCUGGAGUGCAUCAAAGAAGAAUCUGAAGUGUCCAUCAUUGAAAAGGAAACUAUCAUAGGUACUGAUGUCUCCAGAAAGUGUUGGAUGUUUGAAACUCACCCCUUAGAUACCCUGAAAGAAAUCGCUGAUUCAAAUCCUUUGCCAGCUGAAGAAAUAAUAGGUGGUGAUGUAAAAGCCACCAAGUACUUAUUUGAAACGCUUCCAAUGGAUGUUUUAAAAGAUAGUCCAGAAGUUGGUAAACUUCAAAAGAUAGUGGCCUCUGAAGAAGAAAAGGGAGAUGUGAGGCACCAGAAAUGGAUUUUUGAGACUCAACCUCUAGAAGAGAUUAGAAAGGAGGAGAAAGAAUAUAUAAGGACAGUUAAACUUGAAGAGAUUGACAGAGGGGAUGUUAGAAGCUAUACACAUAUCUUUGAAUCAAACAGUUUAAUUAAUUUUGAUGAAUCACAUAAAAUACAAGUGGAAGGAGUGACCAGAGGUGCUGUAGAGUUCAAUAAAUCCCUCUUUGAGACAACUCCCUUGUAUGCUAUUCAAGAUCAUCUUGGAAGAUAUCAUAAAGUGAAAACAGUUCAGCAAGAAGAAAUACUAAGAGGUGAUGUGCGAAGUUGUAGGUGGCUAUUUGAAACUAGGCCUAUUGAUCAGUUUGAUGAGAGCAUUCAUAAAUAUCAGAUUAUCAAAGGAAUAUCUGCACAAGAAAUACAGUCUGGUGAUGUGAAGUCUGCUAAAUGGUUGUUUGAAACACAGCCUCUAGAUUCUAUUAAAUAUUUUAAUAACAUGGAAGAUGAAGAAAGUAAAAAACAGCAAACUAUGGAUAUUGUUAAAGGGGAUGUAAAAACCUACACAUGGCUGUUUGAAACCCAGCCAAUGGAAUCCCUUUAUGACAAGACAGAGUUAAUGACUGACAGUGAAGAAAUUUGUAAAGGAGAUGUCAAAACAUGCACUUGGCGUUUUGAAACUCAACCACUCGAUGCAAUAAGAGAUGACUCAGAAGCAGUAGUCAAACUCCAAACUGUAAAACAGGAAGAUAUCCAAGGGAAGGAUGUCCGCACAACCUGCUUUCUUUUUGAGACAGAAAACCUAGACAACAUUCAAGGAGAAGAAGGAAAAGAAAUCAAGUCAGUGGAAGUGGAUAUUCAGGCUGGGGAUGUUUCUAGCAUGAAGUACAAGUUUGAAAAUCAGUCCUUGGAUUCUAUAAGUUCCAGCUCAGAGGAGGUUUUGAAAAAGAUCAAAACCCUACAAGCUGAAGAUAUUCAGAAAGGCGAUGUUUUAAAUUGCAGGUGGCUCUUUGAAAACCAGCCUAUUGAUAUGAUAAAAGAAAACCGAGAAGGUGAUGAAUUAGUCAAGACAGUGACAGACAUACAAGGUGGGAAUGUGAGGAAAGGGUGCUUUAUUUUUGAGACUUUUUCUUUGGAUCAGAUUAGAGACAAAUCCGAAGAGAUCAGCACUGAGAAAACCACUAGCAAAGAUGAAAUAAUAAAGGGGGAUGUGAAAAACUAUAGAAUGCUAUUUGAAACCCAACCACUCUAUGCUAUUCAAGACAAAGAAGGGUAUUAUCAUGAAGUGACAACAGUUAAAAAAGAAGAAGUGAUUCAUGGAGAUGUACGUGGGACUAGGUGGUUGUUUGAAACAAAGCCUUUGGAUUCUAUUAAUGAAUCAGAUAGUGUAUAUGUUAUCAAAUCAGUCACACAAGAAGAUAUUCAGAAAGGAGAUGUUAGUUCUGUCAGAUAUAGAUUUGAAACACAAUCACUGGAUACAAUUUCAAAAGGGACAAAUGUAAUUGUCCCCACUAUUGACUGUAUCCAGGGUGGGAAUGUGAAAUAUCAUAAGCAACUCUUUGAAUCUGAAGAGUCUGAUAAAAGAACAUAUGUUAGAACGGUUAGUGUCAAUGAAAUACAACAGGGUAAUGUUAAAACCUCUACUUGGCUGUUUGAAACUCACACCCUAGAUGAGUUGAAAGGAGAGGGGUCAGAAUAUGAACAUAUCAAGACAGUCACCAAGGAAGAUGUGCAGAAAGGUGAUGUCAAACAGGCAGUUUGGCUUUUUGAAAAUCAGACUUUAGAUUCUAUUAAGGAAACAGAUGAGCAUAUCACAGAAAUAACCAGGGAAGAAAUCCCUCCCUCUGAUGUCAAAACAACAACAUGGCUCUUUGAAACAACACCUCUUCAUGAAUUUAAUGAAAAUAAAGUGGAAAGGGAGGAAAUUAUUGGAAAGAGCAUUAAAGAAACUUUAGAAGAACUAUAUUCACAGAAAGUGAUUGAAUCUCAUGGAAUUAUCAUUGAAGCAAAUGAAGUUGGGAAUGUCCGGAUGGCUAAGUACAAAUUAAUGAAUCAGGAAUCUCCUGAAAUACAGAAAGAAGAAGUUAUUAGAGGUGAUAUCAGAACUAUAAUGAUGAACCUGCUUUCCAAAAGAAAUGAUGCCAAAAGAGAGAUUUUAAUCAGUGAAGAAGAAAAGGGCAAUGUUAGUUUGACCAAAGCCCAAUUAUUAAACAGAUCUACAGAAAUCCAAUCUGAAAAAGAAGAAAUAGUGAGAGGGGAUAUACAACAAGCAAUAAGAAACCUGUUCAGUGAGGAACAACAAUCUGUAAAACAAGGCAUUAUAAUUCAGGAAGAUGAAAGAGGGGAUAUUAACAUGACAAUCUAUUGUCUUCUUCACGAAAAUGAUAACGAUGACAAAAUAGAACAUGAAGAAAUAAUAGGUGGAGAUGUAAAACGCACUAUUCACAACUUGUUGUCUUCUGCUUCAAAUCAUGAAAUAGUCAAAAAGACUAAAGUAGAUGCAUCAGAGAGGGGAAAUGUUCAGUUUUUCACAACAUGCAUAGAAGCUGGAGCAUUAGAUUACCUCAAACUACUCCAGACAGGGUCAAAUGAAACACUUACAGCUGGGAAACAAGAAGGAGAGGAGGAGAUAAUUGGUGGUGAUGUUGAAGGCACAAAGCUGUUACUAACCAAAAGGAAGGCUCAAAUUGAACGUACUGUUAAUGAAACUGACAUCAUCCCAGGAGAUGUGCAUAAUACAGUUAAGGUUUUCAUGACAGAACCUCAGAGUACAUCCUGUCAGGUACCUAAAGAAGAAAUUAUAAAAGGUGAUUUGAAAGCAACCCUAAAUUCCCUCAGUGAAGCCAUAAAUCAGAAAACAGUUACAAAAAGGGAAGAAAUUAUGAAAGCUGACAUGCUCACGACAUUGAAGUCUCUUCAAGAAGCAAGGCACCAAUGGAAAGAAACUGAGAAGCCUGAUAUUAUCCCUGGUGAUAUUAAACAAACUAUUGAAUCUCUUGAAAAAGCAGUAAACACAAAGACUGAAAUUCUGAAAAAGGAGCUUAUGCGAGAUGACCUUGAGGCAACAUUAAGAGUACUGAAAGACCAGCACUCUUUCAAGAAGAUAGACAAAGAAAAUGUAAUCAAAGGAGAGACACAGGCUGUGAGGCAUGAUCUGGUAGAUUCCACUGAAGAACACAAAGCCCAAAACAGGCAGGUACCCGCUCCCAGGGAAAUAAAAGGGGCCCUGCAGCCAAAAUCUGAGUCAUUUGAGCAUGGAGUCCAAUACCAAGAUAAAUUAGGAGUGCUUAAACAAACUGCAGUCAAAUCUUUUCAUGGAUAUUCAAAAGGAGAACAUAGUGAGAUUGUCCCUCCAGAUGCCCCCAAAGGCACUGUAAAAAUUGUUGUAGGUCGUGACAAAAACUAUGAUGCCCUUGAGAAGAGCCUCCAAAGAUUGUCUGAUUCACCCCACAAUACUGUUGAAAAUUUGGCCCAGGAUGGAGAUCAAAACAGCAUCAGAGCUGGUGCAUCAAGAGCACAGCAUCUUAGAAAGGAGUGUGUGAGAAGCCAGGUAGCUUCUUGUAGUUCAGUUCAGAAAAAUGUAAGAAAUGAGAAAUUGGAGAUGGGUGCUAUACCAAAAAAGGAUGAUGCCUCUAGCACUGCCUUGACUACUGAAAAAAUGCAGCAGAAUCAAAUGUGUAUGCUAAGCAGUGGCCAGCAAACCAGGGAGUCUUCCCAUGAAAAAAGUCAUAAAAAGACAAAAAUAGCAACAGAUGCACCCAGUUGCAAGCAUCAUGCUAGCCCCCACUCAGUUAGCAUCCCAGCUAAUGACGAUAAGGCGUGUGAAAUGACUGGUCAUAUUCAGAAGGAAAUUUUACUAAAGGAAGAAAUGAGACAAGCACAGCAUGCUAGUGAGGCUUUUCAAAAGAAUGAAAUGAACCUUCAGCAAACGCAGCCUUUUGUUCCUUUGUUCCUCAAACAGGAUAUUCAAAAUGUAUCUGAAGAAAAAGCCACAAAAGGAAACCAUGGAAAAUUUAAAGCAACAACAGAAAGGAAUAAAAAGAUUGAUGUUCAUCAGAAAAAUGAGAACUUUCAAACAAAGAUGGAUGCCUCAAGAAACUUAAAAGUGACUGUGGAAAAAUCCUGGAAUCCAGUCAAAUUGGCUGCUGUGAGUAAUGUCUCUGAAACUCAUUCCUCCCUUCCACCUCCAUCUCCACCUCCACCACCGCCUUCCAAUGCAUCAUCUGAAAUUGAAUUUCCUCUUCCUCCUCCACCUCCUUUAAUGAUGCUGCCUGAUAACCACGAGUUUUCUUCAUUGCCAUCCACAGAAAAGAUAAAGGCUGACUUUGAUGGCUUUCCCUGCCUCCCUCCCCCACCUCCACCAAUGGAUGACAAAGGUGAAGAAGAAUGCCCACCAAACUUUUUGCCUCCCCCGCCUCCUCCACCACCAAAACCCAGACAUCUUUUUUCUUCCACAAUUCCAACAAAAGCCUGGGAAGAGAAUGUUCAGCAAUACUGCCAAGAGGCAGUACAAAAUCACUCAAGGGCCAAAUCCUUAACAGGAAAACCAACAGUAUUUCCACCUUCUCCCAAGUUCCCCAAACCAAAGUUCUUCAAACAGUUAGAUGAAAAUGAACAUAAUAUUAAUCCAAAAAUGCAACCGCUUCCCCUUCAAUCAAAUAUAGGAACUACAAUGACCAAAACAAAGGAGCAAAAUACAGUGAUGAUGAAGAGUGGUAUGGAGCACACCCAGACAACAGAGAAAAUGCAUACUGAGACUUCUGAAGAAAAACAGCAGUCAACUACUGCUGAGCCCAUGAAGCCUUCCAUUCAGACUGCUCAGGAAGCAUCACCUCCCAAAGAAGGAAUGAUCUCACCUCUUGUUAAAUGUCACUCCCUUCCUUUAGAUUUAGAACAGAGAAGCCCAAAGCCAUAUAUCAGAAAAUUCAAAACCCCUCUAAUGAUUGCUGAAGAAAAAUACAAGCAGCAAAGAGUGGAGAUUGAAAAACAGAAACAUCAAAACUCUUCCCAUCAUAUAGUCAAAACAGAAGGUCAUAGUGGGAUUGAAUUAAAGUCAGAAGUGAAAACACCAUCACAGAAGCCAAGGAAAGAAGAUUCCUUGCCUAUAUCAGCUACAGAGAUCACACAGUCAAAUUCUAAGCAUCAAGCCAGUCUCCAAACCAAAGAGACUUCUAGUGAAAACCAGAUAUCUGAAUCAUCAGCAGUGUCAUUGACUGCCCAGAAGCUCCACAGUGUCUUGGAUAUAUCCAUGGAUAAUGAACAUGUUCAAAAGGAAGUUCUCCAAGGUUCAAGAGACAUUGUGCAACAUAGCCUAGCUCAUCAAAUGGAACAAGCACACCAAGAAUAUACUUCUCACUUAAGAGAGCAGGAAAUUAAUGAGAAACAUUUGUACUUGUCCCCAAACAAGCCAGUAUCCCCAAACUUAAAAGCUAAAAGUAUCAAGUUCCCAACAUUAGAGCUAAGCAUAAAUAAAAUACCCCAAGAUUUCAAGAUUUGCCAAAAGCAACCAGUACCCAAUGUUCAAAUCACAACUAAACAAGAACAUCAGGAAAGACAGAAAAAUGAAACAAGUACAGCUAUUAGAAGUAAGCAAAAUACUUCUGAGGAAUAUCGUCAACUACAUAUGAAGGAGAAAAAAGAAAUGAAUAAAAUGCCUACCGAUCCCUCAGAGAAGAAGCAAGAAAGAGAAUCAGAUAACAUUUACAAGAACCCAAAAGGAAGAACAGAAUUAGUAGACAAGAAAGCUUUAGCAAGUCAAGAAGAAAACCAGAGACAGGUAGUGGUUGGUCCGAAACAACAAAAAUUAAUAAUUGAAAGAAAACAAGAACACCUUAAGAAUAAAUCAUCAGAGAAAAUCGUCCAGCAAAAAGUUAUUGAUACACACAUUGACUCAGUGACACAAAAUUUUCAGCAAACACAGAUUCAUACUUCUGAAAGUAAAGUGAAACAUAAAAAAUUACCCCAGCAAUAUAAUGGUCUGAAAGAAGAAUGCCUCACGAUCAGGGGCACACAACAGAAACAAGUCCCCCCUAAUAGUAAAGACUCCAAGGAAGAGAUGACAGAGAAUAAGAUUUCACUUUCUUCCCUGCAAAGUUCCCAGCAUGACGACAGAAAAUGCAUUGUAAAUAUAUUGGAGUUCUUGAGAAAACGUGAAGAACUACAGCAGGUUCUGUCUCGAGUGAAACAAUUUGAAACAGAACCAAAUAAAAAUGAUAUUAAAGCAUUUCAGAUACUAUUAAAUAUUAUCCCAGAAUGGCUAAUGAAUGAGGAAAGAAAAGAAUAUGGAAUUCGCAUUGUCAUGGAUAAUAACUUAGAAAAAGUAAAAGAGGAAAUAAUCCGUAUUAAAACUGAAGUGGAAGAAAUGCUUAUUUCUUGUGAGAACACCAUCCAAAUGUGCAUGAACUCCUCCAAAGCAGGGAAAUUGAGAAAUGAACCUCCUAGUGAAGCGUCUGGCCAAAUAUCAAACAUUAGUACUGGCUCUAACAAAAAAAUCCAGAAAGAGGAGAAAAUUAUGAAAGGAAAAGAAUCUUUUCAAAAAGGGAAAUCCCAUUCCAGUGGGGUAUCUCCUCAAAUAGCAAACAUUAGUGUUGGGUCUAGCAAAACAGUCCAGAAAGAGAAGAAAACUAUAGAAGAAAAAGAAUCUCAUCAAAAAGUGAAAUCCCAACAGGAAAUUAGACAGGUAGAAUGUAGAACUAUCUCUCCCUAUUUAAAACAACGUUCGCCAUCACCUACUUUUAUAACAAUUGAAUCUACUGCCCGUCGAACAGACACACCUACUGUGAACAGGCCUUCCUCAUCUCCUGUGAAGAAGGAAAGUGUGCCUAUUCUUUCUUCCAGAAGCAGAUCGGCAACACCACCAUCCAGAGGUCGCCAGGCAUCUACCUCUCCUUCUCCACCUAGAAGCCACUCUGAGCAACUGGCCAAACUAAAAGACACCACUGCAAAAUUGUCCCAAAAGACAUGCCACUAUCAGUCAGUAACCCCAGGUCCAGUUGUAGAGAAAAGAGCUGAAAUAGUCAAGUCUCCUGCAACACUGAGACGACAGAUUAAGACAGAAAUCCCAAUACCUAUAAAUGUAUCUCAUGUCACAGCUAGUACAGUCAUAGAAGCCAAGAAAGCACAAGAGGAAGUCCAGCAAGUAGAGAAAAGGGCGACUUAUGUUCAUAGGGAUGGAGUCGAUAUCACAGAGCACAUAAUGCCAGAUACCGAAAGUUUUGAUUCAAUCGAAAUCAUACGCAAAGUUGAAGUUCCUCAGGCAGGCUUGUCAGGGCACUCUAAAAUAUAUGAAACUUCCAAUCAAACAGUUCAUGUGGCUGAAAAUGUAGUAAAGAGCUGUGAAAGUGGAACAAACAGAUGGCUAGAGGAAUUUCAGACUGACCCAAUGUUUGAGGCAAAGUCAAAUCGAAGAGCUCACAGAAAUGGUGAAAUAAACCAUAACUUAAGACAGGAAAUGCAUACCUUUAGUAAGAAGGGAUUUGGAUUAACAGCUAUGGAAAGUGAAAGCAUAAACAGCAGUUUCAGAAACUUCUCUCGCGGUCAUUCCAAAGAUUCCCAGAACAAAGUUCCAUCUAAACAAGCCAUAGAGUUCUCUGAAGCAAAGUCUCUAAGAGAAGGUUUUUCAGGAGCAGAUGCAUAUGAAAAGAGAAUUGUUGGGUCAAGGACAGUAGGCUCUUCAGCACAGAACUCUGAAGCAGUUAAGUCUGGCUUUGACUUCAAGCAUGCCCCACCAACUUAUGAAGAUGUCAUUGCUGGCCACAUUUUGGAUAUCUCUGCCGAAGAUUCACCAGAAGUGCUCCUGAGGAAUUUCCAGAAGACAUGGCAGGAAAGUGAGAGAGUCUUCAAAAGUCUAGGAUAUGCUGUUUCAGAUACCUCUGCAACUGAGAUGAGCAGUAGUUUCCAUGAGGAAGCUGCUUUUAGAAGUGAAACUUCUACUUCAGGACAAGGAAAUGUGCACACUUUGUCAAAAGACUGUUUAUCCAAUGGAAUGCCUGGCAGCGGACAAGAACAUUUUUCAUAAGUCCUGUUUCCGAUGCCACCAUUGCAGUAGUAAAUUGAGCUUGGGAAAUUACGCAUCACUCCAUGGACAGAUUUACUGUAAACCUCAUUUUAAGCAACUUUUCAAAUCUAAAGGAAAUUAUGAUGAAGGUUUUGGACAUAAGCCACAUAAAGAGAGAUGGCGUUAUAAAAAUCAAAGCAGCUCAGGGGACUUUGUUCAUAAUGAAGAAAUAGAUCUAAAUAAGAAUAUACCAGCAACACCCCAGACGGUUCUCGCUCAGCAUGCAGAUUCAGGCAAUGGUGAUGGACCAGGAGAGAAUUUGAAAAAACCAGGUGAGAGGGGCAAACUGAAAAUUACCUGGCCUCCAUUUAGCGAAACUCCUAAGAAACCCUUUACUAUUGAAGAUGAUCUCAAAAUGAGUAAACCGAAAUGGCCCCCUGACAUCACCACCUGUCUGUCCCCUGACCAUCCCCUGGAAGAGAAAAGUGAAGCAAAGUUAGAAAAUGGUAAUCUUGUAGAAGGAAAAUGGAAAGAGAGAGAUGGCAUUCCUGGCUUGCAACCACUUCAACAAUCUAUCCGUAUGUCUCAGAAAGACAAUGUUACAGGAAUCACUGAGAUAAAAACACAUGAGACAAGGAGAGAAGAGAAGGAAGAAAAUAGACAUGUGCAAGAGAAAGUGAAAGAGACUGAAGUUUCUGAGGAUAAGAGGAAAAGUGAAAUGGAUCUUAAUGAUAGCAAUAACAUGGCUGUGCAGAGUGCUGAGGAGAAAAAUGAAAAAAUUAAUGAACCUGGUGGUGCAGAAGUUUUACAGGUUACUAACACUGAUGAUGAGGCGGUCCUAGAAAAUUGUAAAGAGAAUUUGAAUAAGAAUAAUAAUAAUAAUUAUGUAGCAGUCUCACAUCCCAGCAAUUGUAGGCAGAAGACAUCUAUCUUCGAUGGGCCUAAUCCAUUACCAGGAUCAAGUGAGACAAAACACGCCGCAUCUGAAUAUGAAUUUGAAAAGUUGGAAAAUGGGUCUAGGAUUUCAGAAUUACUUGGUAUAUUUGAGUCUGAAAAGAGUCACUCCAGAGAAGUUUUAGCUGUGGCAUCUGACAAACAGAAUUCUGGAGAUCAUUUAGGUAAUAGUGGUCAAUCUUUUCAAGCUGCCAUUUCUCCAAAAUCUGAUUCCAACAGUGGAUUAGUGUCCCAGGAAGCCACUGCCCCUGCAACGUUACCUUUCAGUACUGAAUUGCUGAUCAGAGAAAAUACCAGAAGUGACACAAAAUUGCCUUUUUUUUUCACUAAAACUGUGAAAAUGCCUUCCUUUUCCAAGAAAGAAGAAUCAUUUUUAGACACAAGCCUUUUACAUUCUGUAGAUACAAUUAAAACCACUUUGGGCUUGUGUGAAAAAGAAUACCAGAAUGACAAGAGUCACUGUCAAGGUAAAACUGCAGAUGUGUCAUAUAGUGCUGAAAGAACAAGGUUUGAUUCUCAAAACUCUCAGGGCAGAGCAAUGCCAUUGGCAUCAUCUUCUAAAAAUGAGGUGCAGUGUGAGUCACUCACUAUUGAAGAGCAAAUUAAAAGAAAUAGGUGCUACAAUGAUAUUGACUAAAAUGUAAUUGAUUAGGUGACACUGACAUGCAGACACUGAAAGAAUAUGGAAGUUUACAUCUAUGUCCAUGUUUAAGUAUUUUAGACGAUUUAAUAGCCUUUUAUCAGAACCCCUUGUUGGACUUAGCAUACUAUGACAGAGAUAUCAUGUUUGUCAUAACUUAAAUGUUUUUUACUUCCCUAAAAUGUCCACAAAGAAACUAAAUAAUUGUUGUCUUGUCAGUCUGCUCCAAAAUACGUAUUUAUAUCUAUGGGCAUACUAGAAACAAUCUGAAGAAGUAGCUAUUGAACUGAUACGUAUAAAACUUGCUUGCUGAUCUUUAAAAUGUCAGCAGAAAGGAAAAGCACCUGGUGUGCAGGACAAAAGUAAAGAUUUCAUAUCUAUAACUUUUUCAUGUAUUGCUUUAACUAUAAGUAAAUGAACUUUAUCCCAUAAUAAAAUAUGAGCAUUUGCUUUGGUUAGUUCAUUAUAGAUAAGUAUUUCUCACAUGAUGUUCCCAUUUUGCUAUCUGGCUUAAAAGUGGAAAUUAUAUUGAAGUUUUCAAAAGUUUGCUAUGUAUAAGCAUCUUGAUGAAUGAAAUCAGGAAGAAAUUUAAGAGAUAAUUCAGUUAAAUGUAUUAACAGAACAAAUUUGGUAGUGAUGGUGAUGUUGGGGAGGGCAAAAAUGUAAUGCUGAAGAAUCAACUCACUUGGAAACAUGCUUGUUAUUUAAAUUAUACACAAUGUAUUAUUGUAAACCAGAUAGAUACUUUGGUGCAAAUUAGAAAGUAUAAACCAUAUCAUUGUUUUCAAACUUAUAAGUGAUACCAAGUUUUAUUUUAUUUUGAUUGCAUGAAGGAAUAGAAUAUAUGUUACUUAACUCUUGAAGUCCAAUAAAAAAAAACCUUUUCAAAACCUG